UGUGUAUGAGAGCAAAAAAAAAGAGUGACUGUGCAGUCAUGCUAAAAACUCAUUUGAAUUUAUGAAAGGGAGAAAGAGUGAUUCAGUUCUUUCACACCCUUUAUGAAUUUAAGAAAGAUAGAGAGUGAGUGAUUCAGUUCUUUCACACCCUUUAUUCAUUACACAUUUCACCUGCAAUGGCUGAAACUGGCUAAAGCACUCCACCCUGACCUGUGUGUCUAUGGAGAGCAAAAGAAGCUCCGAUCCCAAAUCCCUAAGUUAAAUUUCCUAAAUAUAUGAUGACACAAACAUCAAUCUUUUUGUUUAGGAAUGUGUGACUUGGCUACCUUGAGUUCAAGAUUAACACGAAAACCUGUUUAACUUGUUAAGUGCCUCAAGUGCAGAAGGUAUGAGGAAAUGAGACAACUUCACUUCACCUUUCAAUCUGUCUAGUUUUUAAUAUCACAUUUUUUAUUCAGUCUGUGUUUGUCCUCAUCUCCUGUAGAUUGUAUACGAAACCAUGCUCUAGGUGUGUGUGUUUAUGUUUCCUGUCUAAAACAAUGCAUUGCUAGACAAGUAUUUGUGAUUUCUAAACUAACUGGUGUGUCAAGUGUGUGUUGUGUCACGUGUGUGGGUGUGUUUAUACUAGAGAUUGAUUUCUGUAGGUGUGAAGAUAUGGGCGGGGUUGACCAUACCGGUCAUUGAAUCAGGUGGAGUGGAAGAGUCUUUAUAAGUGCAUUACCACGCUGUGCUUGUAUGUAUUAUCAUCUACCUUCUGAGACGGGCAGUCAGGGCGGGUAUUCUGGGGAAUAUGUUCAGCCUUGUUAAACUACCUCGUGUCUUCAACGUCCACCAGGUGCCCAAAGCAUUCCACGAGGACAGUAUCAUAUCUGGAUAUCGGCACCCUCGCAGUUCGGCCACAGACUGUGUGCUCAGUCUCUUUCAGCUCACCAAUGAAACCCUCAAUGUCUGGACACAUUUUCUACCAACAUGGUAUUUUCUAUGGAAGCUGAUGUCUGUGUUGUUGAUGGAGAAUGUGUGGUAUGAUGAAUAUACCUGGCCUCUGCUGGUCUAUCUAUUUUCCUGUUGUGUGUUCCCACUGGCCUCCAGCUGUGCCCAUACCUUCAGUAGCAUGUCUACUCGCGCCAGACAUAUCUGCUACUUCUUUGACUAUGGGGCUCUAAGUCUAUACAGUCUUGGUUCAGCAAUCAGCUACUCUGCAUAUGUUAUGCCUGAUGCAUGGGUCAAUAGCACCUUUCACAAAUUCUACAUCCCUAUCGCUGUAUUUAACACCAUCCUUUCAACCAGCACGGCCUGUUACUCAAGGCUUGGCUUACCAUUUCUUCACUUUAUCCAUGACAUCGAUGCAAGAUUCUCCGAGAGACAGAGCCUGAAGUUGAGUAAGGUGCUGCGAAUUCUAGCUUUUGCCUACCCCUACCUGUUUGACAACAUUCCUCUCUUUUACAGGUUAUUUCUGUGUGUUGGUGAGGGGUGCACUGAUAAUGAGGCAAACUCUCUUCAUGUUCAACAUACACUGUUCGCAUUUCUUACUGGAUUUCUGUUUGCAACGCAUCUACCUGAGAGACUGGCACCUGGAUGCUUCGACUACAUAGGCCACAGCCAUCAGCUGUUCCAUGUGUGUGGAAUUAUUGGGACGCACUUUCAGAUGAAGGCCAUUGAAACUGACAUGAUGCUAAGACGGUCAACGCUGCUGGUCAAUGCUCCAGACAUCACUUUAAGCAACACAUUUGGAGCUGCUAUGGCUUGUGUCUGCAUCAGUCUUGUGAUCAUAUACUUUUAUAGUCUACCUCUGCUUUCUAGAUCCUCACCCAACAAAGACAGAAGCACUAAUAGAAAGAAAUGUACUUCAUGAAAGCAAGGAAGAAAAACCUCCUCAACACACAGGGUGUGUUCGAAAGAUCGAUUGCUGUCUUGCACAAGUAUUUAAAUGACCAAAUCAAAUGUAUUUAGGACAUUUUUACUAGAUAAUGUGUUACAUAAGUACAUUAUAUAUUCACCCCGAGGUGGUUUGCAAGGUUACCGAAGCUAUGCAACCUGAGAUAAUGAGUAAUGACUGGGUAAAUGCAUUACUACAGGGGAGAGUAAGUACUGUAAAGGCACUGACUGUUAAUCUCAGAUCAUUAUAAGUUGUUGAAGGGUGUGUUCAACAGGCUACCAUUUAUUUUACGAUGUAUAGAUAAACACACUUAAAUGCUCACCUACGUAGUGGACUUCAACCAAUCAGCUAACAGCAUUAAACCACUGAGUAAAUAUCUGUGCACGUUUAACUGUAUGCACAAUUCUGCUAAAGUCUGCAGUGAUCAACCAUGAUUUAUGCUACACAUUUCCUACCUAUGAAAACGGCACAAUAUUUCAUACAAUAACACAGAGGUGUGUGGGAGGUAUUCAUUUUUUCCAUACCACCUGUUCACAUGUAUUGGUUCUGCAACACAGACAAAAAUAUUUAUUGUGUCCCGGAUUCUUUAUAAUAAAUAUAUUUAUUUCUACACA
Misgurnus anguillicaudatus (oriental weatherfish) is the source of this 2490-nucleotide messenger RNA. It is a transcript of the gene paqr5b, whose product is annotated as progestin and adipoQ receptor family member Vb. Gene Ontology annotation, molecular function: signaling receptor activity. The record is from RefSeq and is a predicted model, not a curated record. Gene Ontology annotation, cellular component: membrane. NCBI's taxonomy places the organism in Eukaryota, Metazoa, Chordata, Actinopteri, Cypriniformes, Cobitidae.